Molecule: messenger RNA, 5244 nt
Organism: Acanthaster planci (crown-of-thorns starfish)
Lineage: Eukaryota; Metazoa; Echinodermata; Asteroidea; Valvatida; Acanthasteridae
Gene: gldc
Product: glycine decarboxylase
Biological process (GO): glycine decarboxylation via glycine cleavage system
Cellular component (GO): mitochondrion; glycine cleavage complex
Molecular function (GO): glycine dehydrogenase (decarboxylating) activity; glycine binding; pyridoxal phosphate binding
Source: RefSeq, a predicted model, not a curated record
CAAUCAGAUGGUAUUGGAGUUCAGCGACAACAACAACAUUAUGCGCACUGUACUACACAAGGCAGAAGAUAAUGCGUCACUCUAGCGCUCGCCAUCAUCGCCAUGACAUGCAUUAUGUGUUAUAACAUGAGCAGAAUGUUCGCCGAUGAUCUAGGCGACAGAAUUUGAAAGUAGCUGAUAUUACUAACUCUGAACCGAGCAGCCUCCAUCCAGCCACUUAUUUGUCAUCACCUAGUUCAGCAUUUACUGAAACAGACGUGAGAAUUUAAAGUCUUCAGCAUGUUUCGAUUGGGGCGACUCGGCCAUGCCCGCGCUUUGACGCUGGCGGAGAGGCCGAAGAGGACUGCCUUCAGCAACAUAACCAAGCAGAAGUACUCCAGCUUGGUAUCAAAGACUUCUGUACCCUCGACUUGUGUCCUUGGCUGUACUAAUACCCGCCAUCCCAGAUGGGCGCAACAAAUGGAAGUAUACCGCUGUCAGCAAAACUGUUCCCAGUCAACAGACAGCGAGUCGCGAAAACUCGAUAGAGUGUACAAGAGACAUGAUUACUUCCCUGAUCGCCAUAUCGGGCCAAAUGAUGCGGACAUUAGUGAGAUGCUCUCAUUUAUUGGAGCCGAGAGUUUGGACGGUCUCAUCGAGCAAACAGUACCAUCCAGCAUCCGCAUCCAGAGGCCCUUGGAUCUCGACAAGGCAAUGACCGAACCUGAAAUCAUCGGUAGAUUGCAGCAAAUUGCCGAUCAGAACCAAUUGUGGCGUAGUUACAUCGGCAUGGGGUACUACAACUGCUGGGUACCAACCACGAUACAGAGAAACAUCUUGGAAAAUCCUGGCUGGACCACGCAGUAUACCCCAUACCAGCCGGAAAUCUCCCAGGGAAGGCUCCAGAAUCUCUUGAACUAUCAAACCAUGGUUGCAGACAUGACGGGGCUGGACAUUGCCAACUCCUCCUUGCUGGAUGAGGGAACAGCCGCAGCUGAAGCUAUGACUUUGUGUGGCAGGCACACAAAGAGGAUGAAGUUUUUCGUCGACCAAAAGUGCCAUCCCCAGACUAUAGCUAUUGUGAAAACCAGAGCCAGACCACUGGGUAUCGAGGUUCAGGUUGUUGACAGGGGUGAAGCAGAUUUCACCGGCGGCGAUAUCGCUGGGAUUUUGUUCCAGUAUCCCGACACGGAUGGUAACAUUGAUGACCACCAUGACCUAGUUGAGGCAGCUCACAGCCACGGGGCAUUGGCAGCCUGUGCCACCGAUCUCCUAGCCCUCACCCUCAUCAAGUCCCCCGGGGAGAUCGGAGUGGACAUUGCGGUAGGCAACUCCCAGCGUUUUGGGGUCCCCCUGGGCUACGGUGGACCCCACGCCGCUUUCUUUGCUGUCCGGGACAAGCUGAAGCGACAGAUUCCUGGUAGGCUGGUUGGAGUCACAAGGGACGUGCAAAACAAACCAGCAUACAGGCUAGCGCUGCAGACCCGUGAGCAACAUAUCCGCAGGGACAAGGCAACCAGUAACAUAUGCACGGCACAGGCUUUGCUUGCAAACAUGUCGGCGAUGUACGCCAUUUAUCAUGGCCCAAAAGAAUUAAGGCACAUAGCAACCCGUGUCCACAACGCCACUCACAUACUGGCCGAAGGGAUAAAAAGAACAGACCACACCAUCGAAACAGGGGAGUUCUUCUUUGACACGCUCAAGAUCCGAUGUGCAGGAGACAAGAAUGACAUGGUUCAGAGGGCAGCCGAUAAGAAGAUCAAUUUUAGGCUGUAUGAAGACGGAGCGGUUGGAGUAUCGAUGGACGAGACAGUGGAAGAGAAAGACCUCAACGACUUAUUGGAAAUCUUUGGAUGUGAGGCAACUGCUGCAGAUAUUGCGGAUUCCUUUCCCGGGGACCAGCCCCCUGGCUCGAUAACGGAGACCAGGCACUCUCGAACAACUCCCUACCUCGAACAUCCCAUUUUCAACACCUACCACUCAGAGACCAGCCUUGUGCGCUUCAUGAAGAUCCUGGAGAACAAGGACCUGUCUCUGGCACACUCCAUGAUUCCCCUGGGUUCCUGCACGAUGAAGCUCAACAGCACAACUCAGAUGAUGCCCGUGUCGUGGCCAAAGUUCUGCAACCUUCAUCCUUUUGUACCCCUGAGUCAAGCCGAGGGGUACAAGGUGCUCUUGGAGGAGCUGGAGCACGAUCUCUGUGAGAUUACGGGUUACGAUAAUAUCUGCUUCCAACCGAACAGUGGUGCCCAAGGUGAAUACACAGGCCUGAUGGUCAUCAUGGCUUAUCUGGCUAGCAAAGGAGAGGGGCAUCGUAAGGUCUGCCUGAUUCCGAUGUCGGCGCACGGAACCAACCCGGCCAGCGCCAGUCUGGCCGGCAUGACGGUCAAACCAAUCAAGGUUCUGGCCAAUGGCAGCAUCGACUUUGAGGACCUCAAAAAACAGGUCAACACCCACAAGGAUGACCUGGCAGCAACCAUGAUCACCUACCCAUCCACCAAUGGUAUCUUUGAGGAGGGCAUCUUGGACAUGUGCCAGCUGAUCCACGAGAGCGGGGGCCAGGUGUACGUGGACGGGGCCAACAUGAACGCUCAGGUGGGCAUCUGCAGGCCAGGUGACUACGGGGGCGAUGUCUCGCAUCUCAACCUGCAUAAGACGUUCUGCAUACCGCACGGUGGGGGUGGCCCCGGCAUGGGGCCCAUUGGAGUGAAGAAGCAUCUUGCGCCGUUCUUUCCCACCAAUCCCAUCACGCCCCCUUCCAGUACCACCCAGCCUGGUGCAGUGCCCCUGGGUGCCAUCAGUGCCGCCCCCUGGGGCUCCACCUCCAUCCUACCCAUCUCCUGGGCCUACCUCAAGAUGAUGGGCCUCCAGGGGCUGCAGAAGGCAUCAGAAGUUGCCAUCCUCAACGCCAACUACAUGAUGAAGAGGCUGGAGGGCCCCUAUAAAAUUCUGUACAAGGGGCACAAGGGUUUCAUCGCUCAUGAGUUCAUUGUCGACACGCGGGAAUUCAAGCAGACAUGCGGAGUGGAAGCAGCUGACAUCGCCAAAAGGUUGCAGGACUUCGGGUUCCACGCUCCCACCAUGUCUUGGCCGGUAGCCAACACCCUCAUGGUUGAGCCAACAGAGAGCGAGGAUAAAGAUGAGUUGGACAGGUUCUGCGACGCCAUGCUCUAUAUCCGCGAGGAGAUCGACGAGAUCAUCGACGGCAGGAUAUCUCUGGAACAGAGUCCCCUCAAGAAUGCCCCUCAUUCCCAGAGCAUUGUGAUGGCCAAUCACUGGCCCUGGCCCUACACCAGAGAGCAAGCUGCAUUUCCCAUGCCCUUUGUCAAACCAGAGACCAAGUUUUGGCCAUCCGUCGGUCGUAUCGAUGACGUUUACGGAGACCAGAAUCUGGUGACCUCAGCCCCGCCGAUGGAAUCGUAUGAAUGAAGCAGGCUCCUCUCCGCAGGUUUUUUCUCUCUGUUUGUCCUUUUUACUCCUUUUUUUCUAAGAGUCCAAAUUUACUUGAAAAGUAUUCCAAAUGGAUUCUUCAUUUUUCCCAAGAUGACAAGGGUGAGCUUGUUAAGGACGUUCUUAGCUUUUCAAGAUACUUCAGGUUGUUUGUGGUAUAAAUCGUUCAUGCUCCAUCCACGGUAACCCUGUCCCUGAGCAAGACCCCGCUGCUGCCUGUCAGCCCAUGUAGAACGCUGAAACUUGGAUGCCAGAAUUCCUUAGGAGUGACAAAAAGCUUACCACUAUUGAAAUGUUAAUGAUAACCGCCCAAUUAAUCAAUCCACUUGCCUGAUAGCACCCAAACUCAUUGCAUUAUAGGCUAGCUGGAGAGUGAUUUCUCGCAUCCCCUAUACAAAGUUCCGAUACCGAGGUAUUGAUGUACUUGGCGAAUGUAUUAAUCAUUGCAGUUGGAAAAAGCGCCGCAGUGCUAGGUAACGAGCAAUACAAAGGCAACAACAAACUUCCCCAUCGGAGCCAGCUGAAGACAUGGCCAAAGAAGGCAUCAAUUAGAAGUCUCUGUUAAACGGGUCUCCUCUGGUACUGAGCACAGAACGGUGUCUCAAGUUCCCGGCCCCUUGAUUUAUCCCUUUCCUCAUCCCAAACCCUACUGAGGGUUUGCAUGGCUGCCAUCUUGCGGGCCAGUGCUUUUGUUCCACAGGGUAUGCACAGAGGAGUUUUCCCCUGUGGAAUAAAAGAACUACCUUGCAAGAUGGCUACCACGCAAAGCCUCUACUCCCAAGCUGGUGAAGCUUAUGGACUUUUACGAGUAUUUGAACUUAAAAUUAAAGGAGGAAUGUUGAAAAAUGUUUUGCAGGGAAGCGCAUGCAAAUGUGUCCUGAGAGCUUUCUGUCUGAAAGCUUUUUAAACAGUUUUAAAAUCUGCAUUUUUUUAAAAAGAAAUGCCGGUAUGUGAAUAAAUUAUAAUAGUAAUAUUAUGUAUGAUGACUUGGUUCAUAAAAUCAGACACCACAUCUACCAAUUUUUUAAAUGUGCCAUGCCUGGUUUAUUCACCACUCUAAAAGCAAGCCAGCCAUGUGAUGUUAUGCUGCAUAUCUUCGGGUUUAAGAAUUUCAGCAACUGUUGAUGAUGAAGCAGCAGACUGUUUGUGUGUGGUCCACUUGUGGGAACAGUGUUACUGUUGACCAACAUUUGCGACCAAUUUGCCCAUUGGACAUGCACAAAGUGGUCGCAAAUGUUGGCAACGUUUCCACACAAAGAACGCACCGACGGUUAUUUUCUGUUUCCUGUGUUAGACUGUGUCUGAAUUACGUGGCUUUUGCAGGCAAAACCCAUCAUCUCUGGGAGAUGGUUACAGCCAGUGGCUUCAACAGAUUUGAGCAUUAAAUCUAGCCACAGCCAAGUAGAUGUAAUUCCAAUGUAGCAUAGGCUAAGAAUCGGGCACUAGUUGAUUUAGAGUGGCCAACUUAGGUCACCCUGGUAUCACUGUUCAGAGCUGUUUAUAGAGAGAGCAGUGACAUGAGCGUCUCAACUUUUGGAAACAAAAUGGUGGAAUGUACAUCAGUGCACAUGGACAAUUAGCACACAAUAGCUGCAUGCUGUACUGCACGCAUAACGAACAGCCAUUUUGGGUCCAAAGUCUGAAGUUCACGCUACUCUCUGUAUACAGCUCUGACUUUUGGGUGAACAGUAUAAAGAUACUUCCUUCUAAUGCUUUGCUUUUCUUAUUGAGUUACUUGAAAUUAGCAUGAGACAUGCGAACUUUGACAUGACAAAUCUCCAAUUUCUUCUACAGUUACCCCAGUAAUACAGUUCU